This is a messenger RNA of Drosophila eugracilis, 975 nucleotides long. RefSeq names its product proteasome subunit alpha type-3 (gene Prosalpha7). The transcript is spliced from 3 exons. Gene Ontology annotation, cellular component: synapse; proteasome core complex; nucleus. The coding region runs from base 121 to 882 and encodes 253 amino acids. Gene Ontology annotation, biological process: ubiquitin-dependent protein catabolic process. The record is from RefSeq and is a predicted model, not a curated record. NCBI's taxonomy places the organism in Eukaryota, Metazoa, Arthropoda, Insecta, Diptera, Drosophilidae.
CCGUUUCACCAUCUGGCAACUCUGAGCAAAAGGCGUCAAAUCAUCGUCUCAUUUGACCCAACUUUCUGAACUAGCUUUUGCGUUUUUUUAAAUAGAUAAAAUUCCGAAGGAGCCCUCGCAAUGAGUACUAUUGGUACCGGAUACGACUUGUCGGCCUCGCAAUUCUCGCCGGAUGGCCGUGUUUUCCAGAUCGACUACGCCUCGAAGGCAGUGGAAAAGAGCGGCACCGUGAUCGGGAUCAGGGGCAAUGAUGCCGUGAUUCUGGCCGUGGAGAAGAUCAUUACCAGCAAACUGUACGAACCGGAUGCCGGCGGACGCAUUUUUACCAUCGAAAAGAACAUCGGUAUGGCAGUAGCCGGUCUGGUGGCAGAUGGAAACUAUGUGGCAGACAUCGCCCGCCAAGAGGCAGCUAACUACCGGCAGCAAUUUGAGCAGGCUAUCCCGCUGAAGCACCUAUGCGACCGCGUCGCCGGAUACGUGCACGCCUAUACUCUUUACAGCGCCGUCCGCCCCUUUGGAUUGUCCAUUAUCUUCGCCUCCUGGGACGAGGUUGAGGGUCCGCAGCUCUACAAGAUCGAGCCAUCUGGCUCCUCCUUCGGCUACUUUGCCUGUGCCAGCGGUAAGGCCAAGCAACUGGCCAAGACUGAGAUGGAGAAGCUCAAGCCAGACAUGAAGAUCGACGAUCUAGUGAAGAGCGCCGGAGAAAUCAUCUACAAGGUCCAUGAUGAGUUAAAAGACAAGGACUUCCUCUUCGAAAUGGGUCUGGUUGGCAGGGUUACAAAUGGACUGCAUCUCAUCAAUCCCCCAGAACUGACGAAGAAGGCGCGGAAUGCAGGAGAUGCUGCCAACAAGGAGGAUGACAGCGACAAUGAGACGCAAUAGUUUGUGGCAGUGAAUCUAAUUCUGGGCCUAUAUAUAUAACAUUAAUUUUAUAUUUCCCUAAAGCGCAAAAUGAAUAAACAAAAUCGGGUUAAA